CAUGACGCAGCAUGACGCAGCGGACCGUACGGAUUCUGAUUGGUUCUGCUGCGCUCUCAGAAAAACAGGUUACGCCAUAUUGUCCCCUUCGUAGGAGAACGCUCCAUUCCUACUAAAAUGUCAAAAUAGUUUUAUAUAUUCUAAGAUGGCUCACACUGGGGUAUCGGAGGACGUGUUCAUGGAGGACUGCUCCGCCAAGCAGGAGUCCAGCAGUGUGUGCCUGCGAAGUCGACCGUGCUCCAGCGAGAGAGACGGCCAGGUGCGGGCUGUCAAGGCGUCUCUCCAGUCCCGGCUGGGGCCCUACGAGCCCGUGCUGACCUACCUACAGUCCGUGCUGCUGUGGGAGAGGCCCCUCCAGUGUGUGCUGCUCUACCUUGUGGUCAACACUGUGUUCUGGUUCUUUGCUUUGACCUCACUGCGCCUGCUGUUCCUGCUGGCUUCUGGCCUGGCUGUGCUUCUUUGUGUCGAUACCUGGAGGAGCAAGAUCUGGCCAGAAAUUAGAGUCCGAAACCUGCAUGAAUCAGAAAAUGAGAGCUGGGGUCUGGUGCAGCCUGGCAUCCUCAGUGUGCCUGAACUGUGCCACCAUAUUGCUGAGGCCUGGGUCAGUGGAGCGGUUCUUACAUCCAGUGUGGUGCAGUACAAACGACACAACCCUGGCAAGUUUUGCAUCCUGACCUGUGGAGUCUUCACCUGUCUGGCUGUGGUCGGGCGCUACAUUCCCGGAUUGGUGCUUUCCUACUCUGCAGUGUUAGCGACGCUCCUGGCCCCUCUGGCAGCCUAUCAUAGGGUUUUUCAGCAUGUGUGCGUGAAGCUGGAGCCAGUCCUGCAGCGGCUGGACUUCAGCAUCAGUGGAUACAUGAUGUCAAAGCCUAUUGAUAAUCAGUUCCUGCGGAGAUCGAUCCAUGGCGCAGCCUCAGGUGAAGCCAGUGACAGUGAAGAAGAGUUGGCUGCUUUCUGUCCAACAUUUGAUGAUGCUGUUGUUGCCAAGGAACUGGCACUGACAGACUCUGAGCACUCUGAUGCCGAGGUGUCCUACACUGACAAUGGGACAUUCAACCUAUCACGUGGCCAGACCCCACUCACUGAGGGCUCUGAGGACUUUGACAGACACAGCGAUGCCGAGGAAUCCUUUGCUCAAGACCUCCAGGACUUCCCCUCCAUAAACCCUGACGCCACUCUGAUGGAUGAUGACGACGACACAAGCAUUGGGCUGCCUAGUCUGUGUCUAUCUGGGCUGGCUAGUCACCGGGCUUCAGUGCUGGACAUGGACGGUCAUCUGGAUUCCGACGAGGAGGACCUGGACAGGGAGCUCUCUCUCAGCGGCCUGCCGCCUGCCUCCGACUUCAGUGGAGACUUGGCCGGAGUCAUUGCCAGCAACAUGAUUCAGGCGGCGUUGGCCGGAGCGUUGCAGCCUCGCCGUCCUGCCGCCCACCGCAGGGAAGCCCCGCCCGCGGCUAGAGCCCACAGAAGCUACCGCAAGCAGUCCAGCUCUGAGCUGGACACGGACUUGGAUGGAGAGGACUUUGAAAUGCUGGAUCAGUCUGAACUGAACCAGAUGGAUCCCCUCGCAGGAGGAGGAGGGGGUGGUCGACGGGGAGAGAGCCAGGGGUCUAACUUCUUAUCUAGCCUGCUGGGUAAACCACAGUAGUGUGCGUGCGCGUGCGUGCGCGUGCGUGCGUAUGCGUGCGUGCCUGUGUGUGUGUGUGUGUGUGUGUGUGUGUGUGUGUGUGCGCGCGCGUGCGUGCGUGCGUGUGUGUGUGUGUGUGCGUGCGCCUGUGUGUUGAUGUUCAUGAGCUGUGAAUGUGAUGAUUUUAGGUUCCAGCAGCCCCCUGCUUUCUGAUUGGCAUCAGUUUAUCACUGUGAAGUAUUUUUUUUUUUUUCUUAUCGUUUCCAAACUCUUUUCUCCCCGACUUUUAAGCCCCGAUCGUCCAUAAAACUUUUACUUUGUAGGCUGAGCAAUAGGAAACGCAGCAACAAACAAAUCACAUUCAGACAGAAAAAAUAAACCAGCAUCAUUGAGCCUUGUCGCAGUUGAGAGGGGUACUUGUCGUUGACAGAACAACGUCACCCAUCAAAUCUUUUCUACCAGGAGGUCAAGACCUACAGGGCUAUUUUAUCAUGGGACCAAAUACGACAUUCCUGUUGGUUGAGCUUAGCCAUGUCCUGUUUUAUCUUUUUCUUAAGUGAGUGGAGUAGUUGAGAUGGAUAAACCAGCCCCCCACUUUUCCCAUCACACGUUGUCAAAGAAACAAUUUACAUUGCUGUAGAUGUUCGUUUUCUGCUGUCUGCUCAACUGACACGUGGCUGUUAUCUGUCAGUAGGUGAUAUGUUUAAAGGUUACAGUUUUUUUCUUUUUCUUUCAAACACCUAGAUCAAACUCUGUGACUUUUCUGAGUGGUUUUCUUUUUUCCUUUUUCCUUUUUUCUCCUGACAAACAUGUGAAGACAUAUCCAUGCAUUAUCAGGAGGUUAUUUUAUAUAUAUAUAUAUAUCACACUCUUAAGAUUGCUGAUUGAGAGCAGCAUUUGAAGUUUAUGUUUGUUUGUGCCCCAGGGUAGAUAGAUAUAUAUCUUAUUUUCUGAAUAAUUUUAUUUUUCCAUUUCCCUGCCCUUUAAUACAGCUCGGUAACAUAUCGUGUCCACGUCCAAUACCCUUGAAUGUGCCCUAAGCUUUGUGUUUUUCUUUCUUUAAGAAGAAAUGUUCAAACAAAAAUCUUUUGUUUUAUCAUCUUUUUUUUGAUGUAGUCGAAAGUCAUGCUGAACAUUUUAAGAGAAACGUCUAAUAUUGUUCGAUUCAUUGAUAUUUUAACUUUUUAAUGGGGAAACAUGUUUACAUCAAAAUUUGGCAUAGAAAGUUCUCCUCAUGUCCUUUUUUUAAAUAUAAGUAUUAGUAGCUUUGUGUGUUGGUCAGCCUGAUUUCCACUGGAUGGAUGGAGUGGGAUGACAUUUCAAAUGCAAAUAAGCUACAAAUGAGAUUCAUAGAAAAAAAUACUUAUGAAAAUGUCUAAAAUUGCUGGGUUUUUAAUAGAGGAAAGAUACAUCACUCGCAUUCAUUGUGUUAUUUUUGCAAAAUAGAAAAGAAAAUGCUGCUGGAUCCACGCUCAUGGAAGGGAUGUCAAGAAAUUGUGCAAUGAUGGGUACAUUGCUGGGAUUAAGAUUCUAAAUAGGAGGAGGAGGAGAAGUUAAUAUCAAUUUGUUUGACCACCUCAGUCACAAAACAAAGUGCUGCUCCGGGAAGAGUCAGUUCCUCAGAAUGAUGUUCUGUAGUCGGUUUGAUAAUGUCAUGUACACAGUAGUGUUUUUCAUCUUCUCUGUAGCUGGUUUUGAUGUGCAAAUCGUAUUUAAUAAAAUGUUUGCAAAUA
Messenger RNA from Scophthalmus maximus (turbot), 3360 nucleotides. It is a transcript of the gene retreg3, whose product is annotated as reticulophagy regulator family member 3. The record is from RefSeq and is a predicted model, not a curated record. NCBI's taxonomy places the organism in Eukaryota, Metazoa, Chordata, Actinopteri, Pleuronectiformes, Scophthalmidae. Bases 146 to 1648 code for a protein of 500 amino acids. Gene Ontology annotation, biological process: reticulophagy. The transcript has 10 exons.